Betta splendens (Siamese fighting fish) is the source of this 1872-nucleotide messenger RNA. It is a transcript of the gene vamp7, whose product is annotated as synaptobrevin-like 1. The record is from RefSeq and is a predicted model, not a curated record. Gene Ontology annotation, biological process: vesicle fusion; exocytosis. Bases 275 to 937 code for a protein of 220 amino acids. Gene Ontology annotation, cellular component: SNARE complex; membrane. The transcript has 8 exons. NCBI's taxonomy places the organism in Eukaryota, Metazoa, Chordata, Actinopteri, Anabantiformes, Osphronemidae. Gene Ontology annotation, molecular function: SNAP receptor activity; SNARE binding.
CGUACACAGUAGGAACUUGAAAUGUAGUUCAAAAGGCGAAAUGACACUGUUGAGUUAUCGCAGUAGGUAAUGCGGUAAGAACUACAUUGACCAAAAAGAAAGUGUACUCGUUUCCGGUCUGGAGGUCUAGGUUGUUAUCAAAGCAGAAGUCACUCGAAAAGGAUUAGCUAGCCUGCUAGCAACUGAAACCUGUUCAGAUGUUGCUGUAAAUGAACUACUUUGAAGAGCGCCACCAGAUUGAGCAAGUAUUAGUGCUGAAACCCCAGCUGUUGCCAUGGCAAUUCUGUUUGCUGUGGUGGCUCGUGGCACCACCAUCCUGGCCAAGCAUGCAUGGUGUGGUGGGAAUUUCUUGGAAGUUACUGAACAGAUUUUAGCCAAAAUCCCUUCAGAAAAUAACAAGUUGACCUACAGUCACGGCAGCUAUCUCUUUCAUUACAUCUGCCAUGACAGAAUCAUAUACCUGUGUAUCACUGAUGAUGACUUUGAGAGGUCACGUGCAUUCAGCUUCCUCAGCGAGGUCAAGAAGCGUUUCCAGACCACGUACGGGUCACGAGCUCAAACAGCCCUACCAUAUGCCAUGAACAGCGAGUUUUCCUCAACACUGGCAGCUCAGAUGAAACACCACUCAGACCCACGUGGAUCAGAUCGUGUCACUGAGUCUCAAAUGCAAGUUGAUGACCUGAAGGGUAUCAUGGUCCGCAACAUAGACUUGGUAGCUCAGAGAGGAGAGAAGCUGGAGUUGCUGAUUGAUAAGACAGAAAAUCUGGUUGAUUCUUCAGUCACAUUUAAGACCACAAGUCGAAAUCUUGCACGAGCCAUGUGUAUGAAGAACCUUAAGCUGACUGUCGUCAUUGUGCUUGUGUGCCUGGUGGUCCUGUAUAUCAUUGUCUCUGCAUCAUGUGGAGGCCUGAGCUGGCCCUCUUGUGUCAAAAAAUGAAAGCAGGGUGGAGGUUAAGCAACAAAGGACAUGGAGGGGAAACGGCUGUUGAACUCUGCUUGCCAAAGGACACAAGAGGAAACACAAAUUUCCUUGCUUUGCUCCUCUAGUUUCAACAUCCCUGGAAAACACUUGCUGCUCCUCCUGCCCUCUUCGUUGCUCCCUAUUUGAUAGUGUGCAAAUUAACUUGCCUUCUGGACAGGGAGUCCCGCCUCAGACCCACACUAAUGGACAGUAGCCAUGUGGCCUAAAACCAAUGUGGAACAAUAGCACUGUCUUAUAGUCUGGCACAUUUAUUCUGUCCCAUGCACUCAAUCAAUUUGUAAGACCGUCUUGAAUCUGUCUAUAUAAUUGAUUGACCAUUAAAACUGGUGAUAGAAUAACCAUAAAGAUAAAUAAAAUUGUUGCCCAAAUUGUGUUAUGUCAGCAGCGACAUGAAGCUGCAAGGUAGCAUUUACUGUGUGUGGAAGAUCUACAUAGAAAGAUUAUCAUUACAGUGUCUGGACCUGUUUAUUAACUUAAAACCAAUUUCCUGACUAAACCGAUGCAGUAUACAAUAUUUUGAUUUACAGUUUAUCACAAAGCACAGUAUCUUCCAGAAUUUAUGUAAAUGGAUGUAAUUAUACAAAUAAUUAUAGUCAAUUUGGUUCAUUAUUAUUAUUAUUAUUAUUAGGUUUCUUUAACACAAGCCUGUUUUUUUAUAACAUAGUUUACGAUCCCCUGCCUAUGGUAAAUAUAGUUACUUUAAUUUGCCUUUUAUUUGUACUGGGGUAUUCAGAGUGCCCAUCGGUUCUAUUAACUCAAUGCACUUUUUACUUUGUACAUAGAUUCGCUUCCUGCCAUCAUAUGGUUUACAGUCAUGUAAUUAUUUAAUUAUUGUACAUUCAGAUUUGAAAUAAUAAAACAUGAUGGUAUCUGGUGGUUGACCUCUCUAA